Spodoptera exigua (beet armyworm) is the source of this 3197-nucleotide messenger RNA. Lineage: Eukaryota; Metazoa; Arthropoda; Insecta; Lepidoptera; Noctuidae. The record is from the annotation of a GenBank genome assembly.
AUUCGUAGAUAUUAAAUUCUUUUAAGCGAUGUUGAUAUUAGCACACUAUAAAUCGGGAACACUUGGAUUCAUGCCACUAGCAAUGGGAAACACAAACGGCUGAUUCAGUAGUUGAUCUAUGCGUUUGCUUACGAUUUCGAGCACCUAGCGGAAUUGACCUCCGCUCUAUAAUAGUAGUAAUUGUUCACGCAAUGAUCGCGUAACUACCACAAGAACGCGUGCCGACCACCGAGCGAGAUUCUCAACUGUUUUAUUUUAAAGCUGGCAGCGCACUUUGGCCGUGAAAAAUAUUGCAAAGGUGUAGCAGCUCAGUUUAAUACUGAUGAGCAAUACACAAUGCCGUUCAUUGACUGGUAACAAGAGCGCUGUCUCGUAAAUUAUUAAUUGCCGGUCCUGUUGUUUUUUUCAACAAUCGAAGCAUGAAAUCUUGUGACACGGUAUUUCUGUUUGAGGCCAUUGGGUAAUUGUAACAAUUCACUUAUGUAUAUUCGGAAGAUACCGACGUGCUUAGAUGAUAAAAUUUCAACAUGAAUGCACCAUUUAUAUCCUUCUAUAAAACUCUAAGAUUGUUAUCUGAACCUGCAGUGAAGAAGAAAAUAGUAUCUAUAGUUAAUUAUUAUGCACGGGGCUCCUAUGUUUGUUCGCUUAAUUAAUAAAAUUGUGUAUGUGUACUCUAUCACGUAGAACACGAGUUUAAUGACAUAAGGAAAGAUACGAAAGAUUAUAAAUAUAUAUUUGCGAUUCAUCGCACCGUGUGCCGAUAUAAAAUGACUUCAUACGACAUGGCUGUGCACGUGGUCGGCGUUUUUGGUUUGUCCGGACCUUGGACUAAAUUUUACAAAAAAGGUAAUCAGUCCUGUACAAAGGUCAUUAAAUCAUUAAAUAUGAUAGAUAUGCAACCAUCUGAUAAAUUGAGAGAAAUAAUUAAAGACCAAAAAUACAAAUACAACAGUCUAAAAUAUUGGCCUAGGUUCGAUAAAAAUAGGGCAUUUCGUCCAUUAUCACUUUUUUAUCAACAAAAGAUUUUGCUUUUUAGUGAUACAACUAUCUUUUAUUUUUCAUAAUGAAAGAAAUACCAUGUGAAUAAUGAUGAAAAUGAAAAUAAAAAUUUCUAACGUGAGGACACAGUGUGAUAGUACUGCAGCGAAAUAUUGUAAGCAACCUGUAUCUGUUACAACAUAGUUUUAGCGUUAUCGUAACCCUAUUGGUAUCAGCCAGUGCGUCGGGCAAUUGCUGUAAUCGAAUCAAUUUGGUCUGAAACGAAGCCCACCGGGCAGCCGCGCCGGUCGGUACCCUCAGAGUUCCACGCUCAUUGUGUAUUUACAAUAAUGCAUCGCAUCCAGUUCAGAAAGUUAUCUCUCUGUUUGACUAAGCACUUUGUUUCGAAUUUGCAAACAGACUGCUAUCUUAUCGGCUCAUAUUAGUAGAAGUUGUACGGCGAGUACACGCGUCUGUGACUGUUUCCUAAAACUGUGAUGUGAGCUCUCAUCUGUGUGUGUGAUUAUACUCUGUGAUUUUUUGUUUAGAUCGUACUGAAGAUAUUGUUUAGUAACAAUGAAUGAAGGCACCGUCGAUAUCCAAAGUGAAUUGGAGAAAUUAAGACGUCCAUCGUACAGAGAGCCAUUACCAGAGAAUGAAGAGAUUAAAGAAACGAAGACUUCACCGAGUCAGGAGACCGAUAAUCCACAGAAGUACCGGCUGAUACUCGAGCCAGCGCUCGUGGGCGCCAUGAUUGCAAUCAAUCUAGGUCAAACCUCGCUACAGAACUUCUAUUUGCAAACAGCCUGUACAGUCGACCUAGGGGUGGAUUUAGAAGUGUGUUUAAAAGGAGAUAUGGAGGCGGAGAGUCAAGUAGUAGUAUCUGGAGUGAACGUCAGUAGAAGUUUUAUUGGAUCUCUUAUAUCUACAAUAAUCCUACUGUUUGUUGGUCCGUGGAGUGACUGCAGUGGGCGUCGGAAACCAUUGCUCAUUCUACCAUUGAUUGGUAUGAGUGUGAUGACUACUGGUGUGAUACUGAUGCUGAUAUUCCCAGGAGCAUCCACAGUACAAGUCUUGUAUGCUGUGCAACUGCCUAUAUCAUUAGGAGGAAAUUUUGGAUUACUACUAGCAGCCGCUUUCAGUCAUAUUGGUGAUUUAUGCUUCGCAACGGGUCGUGACGUCACACGGACUAUGGGAACUCAUCGAGCUGCUGUACAGAUAGCCCAUGUAUUGGGCGCAGUGGGAGGGCCCCUUCUCUACCGCACGUUCGGAUUCUUCGGUGUGUUUCCACUUGUUUUAUUUCUACAGGUAUCAUCCCUAAUAUACGUGAUUGUAGCAGUGAAGGAUGUCAACGUGAACAGGGAUAAUAAAGUAUCUGUCUGCAAUUGGAAGCUACCGUUUAACGCAGUUUACUGUCUGGUGAAGCCCAGGGAAGGUCGCAAGAGGACCAUCAUAUUUCUCAUGCUGGUCGUCACGCUUGGAGACAGGAUGUUAUUAUCUGCGGAGGUGUUAAUCGCCUACAUGUACUACCGGUAUAAGUUCCACUGGACUGACGUCAUGUUUGGAUCCUACCUCGCAUACAAGAAUAUAGUUAGUUUUAUAGGAACAUUGUUAAUUCUGUCAAUUCUAAAACGUCGGUUGCGACUGUCCGACGAGAUGGUGGGGAUGCUGAGCUGUGCGUCCUACAUCCUGGCUACUUCGGGCCUUAUUGCUGCCACUAUGACGUGGUGUGUUUUCAUGUUGCCCUUGGUUGGUAUUAUAGCACAAGGCUCGCAAGUGGUACAAAGACCUUUACUAAACAAGCAGAUACUACCGACAGAACAAGGUAAAAUUUACAGCGUGAUGGGCUCAUUAGAAUCGGCGAUGCAGACAAUGUCUUCACCAUUAUACUCCUUGCUGUACACAAAGACUGUUGCAACUAUGCCAGAUGCAUGGCUACUGCCAGGAAUAGGGCUAGCAUUUAUCCAAUUGUUCUCCUACCUAAUAACAAGGAAACUACGGCAAUCAGUAGACUUAAAAACUAAUCCAACAGAUCUUGCAGAAACUGAAAAGAAUCCAGAAACAAAAAUACCAUUGCAAACUAAGGAGGUUAAGUAGUAUUUAUUAUUAUUGUAAGUGAAUAAAAAGCAUUUUGUAAACCAAUUUAAUUUAAGGUAAAUAGAUUUUAUUUUUUAUAUGAAAGUGUUUUCUUUUUUGUGCCUUUAACAAAUUUUCCCCAA